Molecule: messenger RNA, 2046 nt
Organism: Pistacia vera
Lineage: Eukaryota; Viridiplantae; Streptophyta; Magnoliopsida; Sapindales; Anacardiaceae
Product: wall-associated receptor kinase-like 1
Exons: 2
Coding region: 37-2034 (665 amino acids)
Biological process (GO): protein phosphorylation
Molecular function (GO): protein kinase activity; ATP binding
Source: RefSeq, a predicted model, not a curated record
UUUUUCAAAUUACUCUGUUCAAGAAGACUCAAAUCCAUGGAGCCAUAUUCAUCCUUGAGCUUCCUCAUCUCAAUCUUCCUCUUGCUAUCUCCAUUCUUCAAUCCUUCAAACUGCCAGCAAACUUACCUGAACAACACACAAUUAGACUGCCAAAAAAACCCUUCUAUAUCAAAAGGCUAUCUCUGCAAUGGUCUUGAAACUUCAUGUCAAUCCUUCAUAACAUUUCGCUCACAGCCACCUUAUGAUUCCCCCAUCAGGAUUGCCUAUCUUCUAGGCUCGGAAGCCUCUGGUAUCACUUCGAUCAACAACAUAUCGUCGAAUAACGACACGAUCCCGCCUGGGAAAUUAGUAAUUAUUCCUGUUUCUUGUUCCUGUAGUUCAGGUAGCAUUUACCAGCACAACACGCCUUAUACGAUAAAAAGCAAUGAGACAUAUUUGUCAAUAGCCAAUAACACUUACCAAGGCCUCACUACUUGCCAGGCUCUCAUGGGGCAGAAUUAUUAUGAUGAACUGAGUCUUGAGCCUGGUUUGCAGCUGACGGUUCCGCUGCGAUGCGCCUGUCCGAGCGCGAACCAGACGGCCAAUGGCGUUAGCUCGUUGCUGGCUUAUAUGGUGACAUGGGGUGACACUAUUGGGUCAAUGGCAGAUCUGUUUGGGGUUGAUGAAAAAAGCAUCCUAGAGGCUAACAAAUUGUCGCAAGAUAGCCUUAUUUAUCCCUUUACUCCUCUUUUGAUUCCAUUGAAAAGUGAAAGUUGCUCUAAAAAUCCAGAGAAAUUCUUUUGUUAUUGUCCAGCAGAUGGAAGUCUAGACGGUAUCAGUUAUUGUAAAACUGAAGGCAAAAAAUUUCCAGUCAAAUUGGUUACUCUGUUAGGUAUUGGCAUUGGUUUGGGAUUGUUAUGCAUGUUUCUUUUGGGUUACAACUUAUACAAAUUUCUAAAGAAAAGGAGAAACAGAUUGGAAAGAGAGAAAUUGUUUAAGCAAAAUGGUGGCUUCUUGCUGCAGCAACGAUUAUCAUCCAGUGGUAGUAGUGAAAAUGCUAAAAUAUUUACAGCAGAGGAGCUUCAAAUUGCUACAGACAAUUACAACCGGAGUCGGUUUCUCGGUCAAGGAGGAUUUGGCACUGUAUACAAAGGAAUGUUACUUGAUGGAACCAUAGUUGCUGUUAAAAGAGCAAAGGCAAUUGAUAAAAGCCAGAUUCAGCAUUUCAUUAAUGAAGUUGUCAUUUUAUCUCAAAUCAAUCAUCGAAACAUCGUGAAGCUUCUAGGUUGUUGCUUGGAGACUGAGGUACCAGUCCUCGUCUACGAGUUCAUCCCUAAUGGAACGCUUUCCCAUCAUAUUCAUAAUCAUCAACAGGCACAAGAAGCUUCACUCUCAUGGGAGCAUCGAGUUCAAAUCGCGUGCGAAGUUGCAGGUGCAUUAGCUUAUAUGCAUUCUACAGCCUCAAUCCCCAUUUUUCACCGAGACAUUAAAUCUUCAAACAUACUUCUGGAUGAAAAGUAUAGCGCAAAAGUUUCAGAUUUUGGGACUUCAAAGUCUAAUCCAAAUGACAAAACUCAUAUAACCACAGCAGUUCAAGGAACUUUUGGGUAUUUGGAUCCUGAGUACUUCCAAUCAAGUCAAUUUACAGAGAAAAGUGAUGUGUACAGCUUCGGGGUAGUGCUUGUAGAACUGUUAACCGGUAAAAAACCGAUCUCUUUAGAUGAAGAAGAGAGAAACGUGGUUUCACACUUCAUUUCAUUAGCAAAAGAGAACAAAGUGAUGGAGAUUUUAGAUGCUAGAGUAGCUAAAGAAGCAAGUGAAGAAGAUAUCCAAACUAUUGUAGUGCUUGCAUUGAGUUGCUUGAGAUUGAAUGGGAAAAAGAGGCCUACAAUGAAGCAUGUGGCAUUGGAGCUUGAAGGGUUAAGAAGAUCUCAAAGAUGCGUAGAAAUCAAGCAAGAACUUCAAGUUUUGAACGAUGAAAUAUCCAUGAAUGGAGAAGAAUCUAUCACAAAUAGCUUAGUAUUUCCUCUAAAAAUGGAGUCUCCAUCAUUGUAGACAUUACCUGGA